Messenger RNA from Osmerus eperlanus (European smelt), 6970 nucleotides. It is a transcript of the gene notch2, whose product is annotated as notch receptor 2. Lineage: Eukaryota; Metazoa; Chordata; Actinopteri; Osmeriformes; Osmeridae. The transcript is spliced from 24 exons. The record is from RefSeq and is a predicted model, not a curated record. Gene Ontology annotation, biological process: cellular response to tumor cell; regulation of DNA-templated transcription; apoptotic process. The annotation marks the transcript as partial. Gene Ontology annotation, molecular function: calcium ion binding; Notch binding; signaling receptor activity. Gene Ontology annotation, cellular component: membrane; signaling receptor complex.
GGGUGAACUGUGAGGUGAACGAGGACGACUGUGCAGGUAACCCGUGUGAGUACGGAGAGUGUGUGGACGGGAUCGACGAGUACACCUGCGUCUGUGCUCCGGGAUACACAGGUGAGCAGUGUGAGGUGGAGGUGGAUGAGUGCAGCUCCAGCCCCUGCCUGGGGGGGGGCACCUGUGUGGACCAGCUCGACAGAUUCCUGUGCCAAUGCCCCCCGGGCACCCACGGCCCCCUCUGCCACUCAGGCUCCAACCUCUGCGCCCCCCAGCCCUGUCUCCAUGGAGACUGUGUCGAACAGCAUGCUGGGUACAGGUGUGAGUGUGAGUCUGGCUGGACAGGGCAGCACUGUGACCAGGAGCAGGACGAGUGUCUGUCCAGCCCCUGCCUGAACCAGGCCACCUGCCUGGACCGACACAACAGCUACACCUGCCAAUGCCAGCCUGGAUUCACAGGAGUGAACUGUGAGAGGGGGGUGGAUGAGUGUGCCUCAGAUCCCUGUCAGAACAUGGGGACCUGUGUGGACGGAGUCAACAGCUUCACCUGCCUCUGUAGCCCCCCCUACACAGGUCAGCAGUGUGAGCAGGAGCUCCUCCCCUGCGCGUCUCGCCCGUGUGAGAGGGGGGGCGAGUGCCACCCCUCACCUGACUACACCUCCUACACCUGCAGAUGCCCCAGCGGGUGGCAAGGGCCGCGCUGUGCAGAGGAUGUGAAUGAGUGUCUCAGGGCUCCAUGUGUGAACCAGGCAGAGUGUGUGAACACGCAGGGCAGUUACAACUGCAGGUGUCUGCCAGGAUACAACGGACACAACUGCCAGAACAACAUUGAUGACUGCUCCCCCAACCCGUGUCUGAACGGGGGGGGCUGUGUGGACGGGGUGGCCAGGUUCUCCUGUGAGUGCCGGCCGGGCUUCCAGGGUGAGCGCUGCUCGGAGGAGGUGGAUGAGUGUGUGCGGGGCGCGUGUGGUCAGGGAGCGCUGGCCUGCCGAGACUACGUCAACAGCUACGUCUGCGAGUGUCGCCAAGGUUACGGAGGCAAGCUCUGCGAACACAAAAUCCCAGAAUGCACUGCGAGCUCCUGUCUGAAUAACGGGACAUGUGUGGACGACAUCAACUCCUUCUCCUGUCACUGCCGCUCAGGGUUCCACGGCCGCUUCUGUGAGUUUGAGGAGAACGAGUGUGACUCGGGUCCGUGUCAGAACGGGGGCACCUGCUGGGACGGCCUGUCCUCCUACAUCUGCUCCUGCCCCCCGGAGUACGCAGGGGGCAACUGCCAGCUGUAUGUAGACCAGUGCAGCCAGGUGCGCUGUCUGAACGGGGGCUCCUGUUCCCAGACGAAGACCAGGUGGACGUGUCACUGCCCGCAGGGCUGGACCGGACGCUACUGCGACGUGCCCAACAGGAGCUGCCAGGACCAGGCUGCCCAGAGCGGGCUGGCUGUGGAGGCUGUGUGUCAGCACGCAGGGCAGUGUGAGAACGUGGGCAGCAGCCACCGCUGCCGGUGCCAGCGAGGGUACAGCGGCAGCUACUGUGAGGAGGAGGAGGACGAGUGCAGAUCCCUGCCCUGCCGCAACGGAGCCACCUGCACCGACUACCAGGGCUCCUACGACUGCCAGUGCCAGCCAGGUUACCAGGGGGUGAACUGUGAGUACGAUGUUGACGAGUGUUUCUCCAGCCCCUGUCUGCAUGGAGGCACCUGCAUCAACCUGCUCAAUCACUUCACCUGCUCCUGCCCCCGAGGAACACGAGGCCCCCGGUGUGAGGUGAACGAAGACGACUGCGCCCCCUCGUCGGGGUCCUGGGCCCCCCGCUGUCUGAACGGGGGCCGCUGUAUGGACGAGGUGGGGGGCUUUUCCUGCUCCUGCCCCCCGGGCUUCACCGGGCACCUCUGCGAGGGCGACAUCAACGAGUGCAAGCCCCUCCCCUGCCACAAACCCGGCAGCCUCGACUGCGUCCAGCUGGUCAACGACUUCCAGUGCCGCUGUCGCCUAGGUUACACAGGGCGGCUGUGUGAGUCCAUGGUGGAUCUGUGUGAGUCCAAACCCUGUCACAACAGUGCCUCCUGUUCCAUGGACAUGAGCUCCGGACACGGAUACACAUGCUCCUGCCUUCCUGGCUACACUGGUUUAAACUGUGGAGACCUUGAGGACUACUGUGCUCGUCUGCAGUGCCAGAACGGGGGCUGGUGCCAGGAGUCCCGGGAGGGGGUCCUCCAGUGCCACUGUCCCCCCGGCUUCACCGGCCUCCGCUGCCAGACCCCCCAGGCCGGGCCCCCGGGCCCCCAGGCCUGCCCCUGCCUCAACGGAGGCACCUGCAACCCGGACCCACACUCCCCCCUCCUCUACACCUGCCGCUGCCCCCCCCACUUCAGCGGGCGCCAGUGUGAGCUCCUGACCCCCCAGGCCUGGCCCCCGGGCCCCCGCGCCUGCCCCUACACAGAAUGUGAGCAGCGAGCGGGGGACAAGGUGUGCGACCCCCAGUGCAGUAACCAUGACUGCCAGUGGGAUGGGGGGGACUGCUCCCUGCACUGGGCUCAGCCCUGGGCCAACUGCUCCUCCUCGCUGCUCUGCUGGGAGCUGUUCAGGAACGGACGCUGUGACCAGCAGUGUGACAACCCUGGCUGCCUCUACGACAGCUUCGAGUGUCAGGACGAGCCACAGGAGUUCUGCAAGUAUGAUAAGUACUGUGCAGAUCACUAUGGUAACGGGGUGUGUGACCGGAGCUGCUACACGGAGGGAUGUGGCUGGGACGGGCUGGACUGCUCCGGGGCCCGCCCCCCCGAGGUGGUGGACGGGGCCCUGGUCAUAGUGGUGCUGCUGCAGCCCCCAGAGCUCAUCAGCGACAUUAAGGGGUUCCUGCGCUCCCUGGGCACUCUGCUCCACACUAACCUGCGUGUGAAGAUGGACUCCCAGCAGCAGCUGAUGGUGUACCCCUACUACGGGCUGGACCAGGAGCCCAGCGACCCGCCCUCCUCACGACAGCGCUCACCCAGGGAGCUGGACCAGGAGGUCAUAGGGUCUAAGGUGCAUCUGGAGCUUGAUAACAGGGAGUGUUCUCAGAGCUCUGUGGAGUGUUUCAGCAGCACAGAGCAGGCUGCCUCCUUCAUCGCAGCAGAGUACAUCACCUCGGCCCUCCCCUAUCCUGUGAUCUCUGUCGGCAGUACACCCCCAGACCCUCCGGGGCCGGUGUACCUGCUGUACCUGGUGGGCGUGGCGUCGGUGCUGGUGCUGCUGCUGGUGCUGCUGGGCAUGCUGGCCGCCAAGAGACGCAGGAAGCACGGGGUGCUGUGGCUGCCCGAUGGCUUCCUGCCCCGCAAGGACGACAAGAGGAGGGAGCCUGUGGGCCAGGACGACUUCGGGAUGAAGAACUUCAAGCCCCAGGAGUCGGCCAUGCUGGACGGGGGACAAGGACACAGCUGGCUGGAGGAGGAGGGAGCCCCCAAGAGACCACGGCUGGAGGACAAGCCUCUGCUGCCCCUGGUGGAGGCUGGCGUGGACCGCAGGGAGUGGACCCUGCAGCACCACAAGGCUGCGGACAUCAGCCUGACCCCGCCCCAGGACCACCCCGAUUGCCUGGACGUCAACGUCAAGGGCCCAGAUGGCUUCACCCCCCUCAUGCUGGCCUCUCUGCGUUCGGGCGGGGCCUCUGACUGCGGGCUGCAUGAGGAGGAGGAGGAGAGCGGGGGUGAUGAGCCGGUCCCCAGCGCCAUCUCUGACCUCAUCACGCAGGGCGCCGCCCUCAUGGCCCAGACGGACCGCACAGGUGAGACGGCGCUGCACCUGGCCGCUCGCUACGCCCGCGCCGACGCCGCCAAACGCCUGCUGGACGCCGGAGCCGACGCCAACGCCCACGACAACAUGGGCCGCACGCCUCUGCACGCCGCCGUGGCAGCCGACGCUCAGGGGGUCUUCCAGAUCCUGAUCCGUAACCGGGCGACAGAGCUGGACAGCAGGAUGGGAGAUGGCACCACGCCCCUGAUCCUGGCCGCCAGGCUGGCAGUGGAGGGCAUGGUGGAGGAGCUGGUGCACUGCCACGCAGACAUCAACGCUGUGGACGACCACGGGAAGUCAGCGCUCCACUGGGCCGCGGCGGUCAACAAUGUGGAGGCCACGCUGGUGCUGCUGAAGAACGGAGCCAACCGAGACAUGCAGGACAACAAGGAGGAGACCCCCCUGUUCCUGGCGGCACGUGAGGGCAGCUUCGAGGCGGCACAAGUUCUGCUGGAUCACUACUCCAACCGUGACAUCACCGACCACCUGGACCGCCUCCCCCGCGACACGGCGCAGGAGCGCAUGCACCACGACAUCGUCCGCCUGCUGGACCAGUACAACCUGGUGCACAGCCCCCACAGCGGCACACAUCCGGGGGGCCUCGGGGGGCCCUCGCUGGUCUGCGGGGGGGCCUACCUGGGCAUGAGGCCAGGGCCCCAGGGCAAGAAGAGCCGGAGGGGGGCGGGGGCCAAGGUGGGCGGGGGCGGAGCCGGUACGGCCAAGGAUCUGAAGGACUUGAAGGCCAAGAGGAGGAAGAAGCCCGCAGGAGGGGAGGGGCCUGGCUUGGGGGGAGGAGCCACGAAGGCAGGAGGAGGAGGUGGAGGAGGAGGGGGAGGGGGGCUGACGGAGAGCUCAGUCACCAUGUCUCCUGUGGACUCCCUGGAGUCUCCUCACUCCAACACAGCCACCUCCCCGUCCCCCCGCCCCCUGCUGCCCCCCGUCAGCCACAUGCUUGGGCAGCAGCAGGCCUGGGCUGGCAUGAAGCAUGGCUACGGGGGCCACAUGUUCAGCCUCCUGCCCCAGCAGCUGGGGAUGGGCGGGGGGCACAGCCACCUGGCCUCCCAGCCCGCCCCCCAGGGCAUGCUCACCCCCAUGAACGUCACCAUGAGCCGGGAGCAGCUGCCCCCCAUCGUCACCUUUCAGAUGAUGGCCCCAGGGCCCCAGAGCGGGGGCCCUGCCAUGCUGAAGCAGAGCCAGGGGGGCCCGGGGCCCCAGGGGGGGCCGGGGCCCCAGGGGGGGCUCUCCCAGAUCCACUGCAGCCAGGGCCUGAUGUACCAGAUGUCGGAGGUGGGGCGUCCGCAGCCUCGCAUGGCUCGCCUGCCCCAGCAGGCCCGCCCCCUGAGGGGGCACGGCCACCCCCACCCCUACCAGGCCAUGCAGAGCCCCGUGGAUAAGUACCCCACCCCCCCGUCCCAGCACAGCUAUGCCCCUGCUGGCUCCGAGGGCACCCCCCCCGGACACCCUGGCCAGCCCCCUAGCGAGCACCCCUACCUCACCCCCUCCCCCGAGUCCCCCGACCCCUGGUCCUCCUCCUCUCCCCACUCCAACUCAGACUGGUCUGAUGUCACCACCAGCCCCACCCCUCUGGGCAACCCCCCCCACGCGCUCCAGGCAUCACGGCACACACACAUUCCCUAGCGGGUGACCCUGCCCGCCACCUGUUGCCUACACUUCCCAGAAGCCCUGGCGUGGGCACGUGCCUGUGUUGGCGUAGGAGAGGGGCUACACGGCCACCAUGUUUGUAGUUCUUCUACAUAAACUCUUAAACACGUAUCUAUCUUGUUUAAACAAAGACUUGCCUUUUCUUGUUCUCUCCUUGCCUCCUUCGUAUGAUAAUCACUCCCCCCCCCCCCCCCCGUCCUCUCCCAGUCUGGACAUGGAUGACCACAGACCCAUUACCCCUUCAAUCAUUAACUCUGCUUUUCAUUCAUUAAAACUAGCCUAAUAUUACUGUGUUCAAGCACCAGGAGGUCAAAGUUUUUUUUGUGAGUUAGGGUACGUCUGACACACACACAUCAACACACCGACGUACACACACACACACACCACAGCUGCUGAGCCCCUCAGGUAGAUCUCCUAUUGUGGGGUACUAACACUUCCUGUUUACUUCCUGGUUCUCUCAUCUGAUCCAGAGUGUACAUCCUGUCUCCGUAAAUGCAGUCAGUCCCAGUGUUUGUUUGGUGCCAAGGGAGGGGGAGGGAGGUUACAGUAUACUAUGGAUGAACUAAGAAGCUUUAACUAAACACAUUUCUACUAUGUUACACAGUCAAGUUUAAUUUAAAAGUUUGUUUUGAGUUUCUGAUCUGUGGUGGAACAGGGCUGUUCCAGGCUUGUUGAUAGUGAUGGUGACAGUGUUCUGUCUGACUGGUACUGACAGUGUGACUGUGGUACUGAUCCAGACAGCAUCUAUUCUCAACUCUUAAUGCUGUUCCAUUUUACAUUCAUAUAAGUGUUUUGUAAUAUGAUUUCUCUAACAGUUGGAAAAGGUUAUGAGAUUGUACGAUUGUCUUUUUUUUUCUUCUAAAUGGCUGUUUAUUUUUUAUGUUCUUGUGCCAAUGAAUCCUAUAAUCACUUUUUGCUUUAUUACAAUCAGCAUGUAGAUCUGUGCACCUUGACUGAUCAUCACAAACCAAGUGUAGAGAUCUUAGGGCUUUAUUGUUAUCUGAUGAUCAGAGUUUUGUUGCAGCCUAAUGUGUGUUCUGUUACUCCAGACAAUCAUGGGUCGAGUCAGUUCUGUUGAACUGAACUUGAGUGUCUCUCAGCACGAAACAUUGAUGUUGGAAAAGUUUCAGUGAUUGUUACUGCGUAGGCCUGUGAAGUUAUAAUCACUAAGGCCAUGUUAAUUGUUUACCGAUACUAAGUGCCUGAUUGACCAAACCAGACUUCCUGUCCUGUUACUUUAACCUGGGCACUUAAAACCUCCCCCCCCCAAUAAACCCCCCAGUGAUGGUUGUCAGAGAUUACAGUGUCAGCCUUGUGCUUGCUGAGACACAAGGCUGGGCAUGUGCUUGUAAAUACCCCCCAUUUUUGUAAGUUUAGUUUAUUUUCCUACAUCGUUAACCAUAUAUUAUAUUGACAUGUUACAUGGAUUAGUCUUGCAUCCGGUUUAUGCCGUGUAGGUGAUGUUUGUAAUGAACAACUUUUCUGAUUGAAAUAAACCAAAUGAUCAAGUGUUUUACUGAAAUAAAUUCAGAGCUUCAUAUUAA